Molecule: messenger RNA, 1641 nt
Organism: Dermatophagoides pteronyssinus (European house dust mite)
Lineage: Eukaryota; Metazoa; Arthropoda; Arachnida; Sarcoptiformes; Pyroglyphidae
Product: sialin-like
Biological process (GO): transmembrane transport; monoatomic anion transport
Cellular component (GO): membrane
Molecular function (GO): transmembrane transporter activity
Source: RefSeq, a predicted model, not a curated record
AUGAUGUUAAAAAAUUAUAACUUUUAUCGUCUCUUUUUGUAAUUUCUGGUUGAAUUAAAAACAUUUUAUUUUAAUAAAUUUAACAAUGGAAGCAAUGUUGAUCAAUGUGAAAAAAUCACCAAAUGGACGUUUCAUUCAACGUUUCAUACCGGCACGUUUUAUUUUCAUUUUUCUAAGUUCAUUCGGUUUUUUUCUAGUUUAUGCAUAUAAAGUUGUACUUAGUAUGGCCAUCAUUGCGAUGGUUAAAACAUCAAAUGUAAAUAAAAAUGUAACAAAAAUUUCAUUAAUUUUGAAUGAUAAAUGUCCUGGAACCGAAGAGAUUAAUAAUAUUGUUGGUGAAUUUGAUUGGUCCGAAUCGAUAAAAAAUUAUGUUCUAGCUUCAUUUUUUUAUGGCUAUGUACUUACACAGAUUCCGGCAGGAAUUUUAUCGAAUAAAAUUGGUGGAAAAUGGAUUUUCUGUAUCAGCCUAUUGAUUGCUGCCAUUUGUUCAUUAUUAAGUCCAAUUGCUGCACGUCAAAGUUAUAUUUGGCUUAUUAUAUUAAGAUUUAUUCAGGGUUUAUCCGAAGGUGUUGUUUUUCCUUGUAUGAAUAUGAUGAUAGCACAAUGGAUGCCCAAAAUGGAACGUAGUCGUGGAACAACAUUGAUUUUUACUGGUUCACAAUUCGGCACCGUAUUUACAUUACCAAUAGCAGCACAAUUAAAUGAAAGUAAUUUAGGUUGGACAGCUUCAUUCUAUUUACUUGGCAUAAUAGGUAUAGUUUGGUUCAUUUUAUAUGCAUUACUUGUAUUUGAAUCACCGGAAAAGCAUCCAUUCAUUUCACAAAAUGAAUUCGAUUAUAUUGUACAUAAUGGUGGUGGUAAACAAAUUGAUUUUAAAUUCUCCAUACCUUAUCGAAAAAUAUUUCGUUCAAUUCCUGUUUAUGGUCUUAUAUUAACAAAUUUUGGACAGAAUUGGACUUUUCUUACUAUUUUAACUUAUAUGCCAACGUAUAUGAAAAAUGUACUACAUACAAACAAUACUCAGAAUACAAUCAUCUCAGGCCUUCCCUAUCUAGGUCAAGCAUUGUUCGGUUGGAUUUGUUCAUUUAUUUCGGAUAAAUUACGUUCAAGUGGACGAUUACAGAUAACAACCAUUCGAAAGAUAAACAAUUUUAUCGCUUUCAUACCACCAGCUUUAUGUAUCGCUUUGAUUCCGAUUGUUGGAUGUAAUCAAAAUGUUAGCUGUAUUCUACUCAUAUUGGCUGUUACAAUUAAUGGCGCAACUUUUAGUGGCUAUAAUUCUACACAUGUUGAUAUGGCACCUGAUUUUGCUGGCAUUUUAAUGGGAUUAACAAAUAGUUUUGGUAAUAUGCCUGGAUUUAUCGUACCAACUGUAGUGAAUUUAUUCACAGAAAAAGAGAGUACAAUAAAAAGCUGGUCAUAUGUUUUCUAUGUUGCCGUUGUUGUCAACAUAUUGACCACAUUGAUUUAUACAAUUAUGUGUACAGCUAAAGAACAGAUAUGGGGUCGUAUAAAACAUUGAAUUGUUAUUGAUUUGAUGGAAAAAUUUGAUAGAAAUUUUUCUUUUUUUUCUGUUUUUUUUAAAUUGUUUUUUGAUUAGAAAUUUAUAAACGGAAAGAAAAAAACAUCUAAGAUAUUUAU